AUGAGGGAGAUUGUGCUCACGCAGGCCGGGCAGUGCGGGAACCAGAUCGGUGCCAAGUUCUGGGAGGUGAUCUCCGAUGAACAUGCCGUCGACUCCGCUGGCACCUGCCACGGGGACAGCCACCUGCAGCUGGAGCGCAUCAACGUGUACUACAACGAGGCCAGCGGUGGCAGGUACGUGCCCCGCGCUGUGCUCGUGGAUCUGGAGCCGGGCACCAUGGACUCUGUGCGUUCAGGGCCCUUCGGGCAGAUCUUCAGGCCGGACAACUUCAUCUUCGGUCAGUGUGGGGCCGGAAACAACUGGGCCAAGGGACACUACACAGAAGGCGCGGAGCUGAUGGAGUCAGUGAUGGACGUUGUCAGAAAGGAGGCUGAGAGCUGUGACUGCCUGCAGGGUUUCCAGCUGACCCACUCCCUGGGUGGGGGGACUGGGUCUGGGAUGGGUACCCUUCUGCUCAGUAAGAUCCGGGAGGAGUACCCAGACAGGAUCAUAAACACAUUCAGCAUCCUGCCCUCGCCCAAGGUGUCGGACACCGUGGUGGAACCCUACAACGCCACCCUCUCAGUCCACCAGCUCAUAGAAAAUGCGGACGAGACCUUCUGCAUAGAUAACGAAGCGCUAUAUGACAUAUGUUCCAGGACCCUAAAACUGCCCACGCCCACCUAUGGUGACCUGAACCACCUGGUGUCUGCUACCAUGAGUGGGGUCACCACGUGCCUGCGCUUCCCCGGCCAGCUGAAUGCUGACCUG
This is a messenger RNA of Nomascus leucogenys (northern white-cheeked gibbon), 750 nucleotides long. RefSeq names its product tubulin beta 8 class VIII (gene TUBB8). Gene Ontology annotation, biological process: microtubule cytoskeleton organization; mitotic cell cycle. Gene Ontology annotation, molecular function: structural constituent of cytoskeleton; GTPase activity; GTP binding. Lineage: Eukaryota; Metazoa; Chordata; Mammalia; Primates; Hylobatidae. The transcript is spliced from 4 exons. The record is from RefSeq and is a predicted model, not a curated record. The annotation marks the transcript as partial. Gene Ontology annotation, cellular component: microtubule; cytoplasm.